UGAAGGGUCUGUGUGUGUUGUUGGAAAAUUAAAAACAUUCAUCUACGAUGAGCAGAUCAAUUUUAACCCUAAUUUGAAUGAAAAAGGUCUCAGAUGUUUGUCUGACCAAUUUGGCAGAAAGGCAAUUAUUGUUGCUGGCACAAUACAUCAAGGUAGCAACGUUGGUUUGUUUGAACAGCAGUUAGGACUCGUUCGAGAUCCAGCAGCUGAAUAUAAUUGGAAGAUCAAAUUCUCUCGACUCGCAGUAACUUCGAGUUUUUUACCGAAUCAAGAAGCCAUUUUAGAGAACACUCAACUUUUAUUAACUAUGUGAAUCGUGUGUGCUGCGAUGUUGCUUUCAUUAUCCUACUGUGAAUAAUUUGUGUUACCUGAAAUUUUUCUGUUUUGUUUGUUUAAUAAAUAUGCUUCAACCAAACUUCGGUUGGUUUCGCGCAUUGUCUGAUCGAUGCUUGGCACGUCUUAAGAUUUUGAAGCGCUGGUAAUUAAUGAGGUGAAUGUGCGUUUGUAACUUCGAUUAACUUUCACGCAAAUGUCUUAUCAAAAUCAGUACGGCCAUCCGCCACCUCAAAAUUACGGCUACGGCCAGCCCCCACAAAAUUUUGGCUACGGCCAGCCAGGAGCACCAGGAGGGUACGGUGGAGGUGCAUAUGGACAACCAACUGCUCCACCUGGGUUGGACCCCCAGGUGCAUCAGUGGUUCCUGUCUGUUGACCAUGACAAGAGUGGUAAAAUAAAUAUGCACGAGCUUCAACAGGCACUCACAAAUGCCAACUGGACUCAUUUUAAUGCUGAAACUUGUAGGCUAAUGAUUGGAAUGUUUGACAAAGAUCAAAGUGGCCAAAUAGAGAUGAAUGAAUUUCAGGCACUUUGGAACUACAUAAUUCAGUGGAAAUCAGUUUUUGAACAGUUUGAUAGGGAUAGAUCUGGAUUCAUUGAUGCUAAUGAGUUGUGUAAUGCUCUAAACACCAUGGGUUACAAAGUCACCCCACAGUUUGCCAAUCACGUGGUCUUUAGGUAUGACCCCCAGGCCAAGCAGAGGUUAGGACUCGACAAUUUCAUACAGGUCUGUGUCCUGAUCAAGUCAGUGACUGACAUGUUUAGGCAGAGAGAUUCUCAAAUGAAGGGAACCAUUCAAGUGGCCUAUGAAGAUUUCAUGACUAUGGUUAUGCUGAAUAAACCAUAGUAUGAUCAUUUUUUCCCCCGAUUUGUAUAAUUUUUUCUAUAAUUUUAAUUAAAUUUAUUAUAUGAUUUUUUAAUAAUCGAUGUUUAUGAUUAUAUUUUAGUUAAUUAUUAAUUAAAUUAUUAACUAUUAGCUUAUUAAAUGAGAAAAUAUAUAUAAUAUAUAUAUAUUAUAUAUAUAUUAUAUAUAUAAAAUAGCUUAUUAUAUAUAUAUAUACACCUCUUCUUUGUGAUUGAAUUAAUGAAUUACAAUUAAUGAAUUUAAUUGUAAAAAUAAAUGGUAAUAAUUAUUACGAUAUUAAUAAUAUUUAUAAUAAAAUUCUUGUGUAAAUGAAUCGAGAUUAUUACAUAGAUGGAUGAAUGUUACGUAUCGACAGUGUGCAUAUUUGUGUGUGUGUGUGCGUGUGUUAUUGUCUUGAACACUAUGUAUGCUAAAUGUUGAUAAAACAAUCGACGUUUUCUUGAAAAAAUUUAUAUAUUUUUUAUAAAAUAUAAGAUUACACACACACACACACACACACACAUAUAUAUAUAUAUAUAUAUAUAUAUAUAUAUAUAUAUAUAAUACAGAAAAUACACUAAAUGCCCUAA
Messenger RNA from Helobdella robusta, 1770 nucleotides. RefSeq lists its product as hypothetical. Gene Ontology annotation, biological process: COPII vesicle coat assembly. The transcript is spliced from 6 exons. Bases 530 to 1183 code for a protein of 217 amino acids. Lineage: Eukaryota; Metazoa; Annelida; Clitellata; Rhynchobdellida; Glossiphoniidae. Gene Ontology annotation, molecular function: calcium ion binding. The record is from RefSeq and is a predicted model, not a curated record.